AUGGAACCCACCAACAUGUCAUAUCUGAACCCAAGGACACUGAUCCUGAUUGGGAUCCCUGGACUGGAGCACGUACAGUUUGGAGUUGGCUUUCCCAUCUUUGGCUUGUGCCUGGUGACCCUGCUGGGGAACAUCUUCUUGCUAAUCGUUAUCUCUACAGAACGCAGUCUACACAAACCCAUGUACAUCUUCCUGGCAGUAUUGGCAGCCACUGACCUAGGUCUCUGUGUAACCAUUGCUCCUAAAAUGUUGGCCAUCUUCUGGUUUGGCUCUUGUUUAAUGGAUUUUGAUGUCUGUCUCAUCCAACUCUUCUUCAUUCACACCUUUCAGGGCAUGGAAUCUGGCAUCCUGCUGGCAAUGGCCUUUGAUCGCUAUGUUGCCAUCUGUGAUCCUUUGAGGCACAGCUCCAUCCUCACGCCUUUCUUUGUAGUUCGGGUGGUGCUUAUGGUGGCAAUUCGGGCAACAGUGCUUGUUGGAAUUUUACCCAUUCUCCUUAAACGACUUCAGCAUUUCUAUUCUGUAAUUAUUGUCCAUUCUUACUGUGAACACAUGGCUGUGGUCAAACUGGCUGCAGAAGAUGUUCAUAUGAACAAAUCAUUUGGGCUCUUUGUGGCUUUUGCAAUUCUAGGUUUUGACAUGAUUUUUGUCUUCAUCUCCUAUAUUCUGAUUUUUCAGGCUGUUUUUGUUCUUCCCCAGAAGGAGGCACGGAUCAAAGCAUUCAACACUUGCAUUCCUCAUAUUAUUGUGUUCCUGGAGUUUUAUAUCCUUGCCUUUUUUUCUUUCUUCAGCCAUCGUUUUGGCCAUGUACCACCUUAUGUCCACAUCAUCUUGUCUACCCUCUACCUGCUUGUUCCCGCUGCCCUUAACCCCAUUGUCUAUGGCAUGAAGACCAAGGAGAUCCGCAGGCAGCUUGCCCUUAUUUGCAUUCUGAAACCUGACGUUUAG
Molecule: messenger RNA, 945 nt
Organism: Nycticebus coucang (slow loris)
Lineage: Eukaryota; Metazoa; Chordata; Mammalia; Primates; Lorisidae
Product: olfactory receptor 52A5-like
Exons: 1
Coding region: 1-945 (314 amino acids)
Biological process (GO): G protein-coupled receptor signaling pathway
Cellular component (GO): membrane
Molecular function (GO): olfactory receptor activity; G protein-coupled receptor activity
Source: RefSeq, a predicted model, not a curated record